GAUGGCGUGUGGGGAUGAGUAAUAUCGUAAUAUCUCGAGCGAAACUGUCAUGUCAAUUGAACGAGAACGAAAAAGAUAGCCUUUAUUCUUCCCAUCUUCCAAUUCGAGUGACAGAAACAUAUUAUAAAUAACAAUAUAGCCUGUUUUAUGACAAGUUACUGAUUUGUCAUUUUAUUUAAUUCGUCGACAAAGAGCGACGCGUUAAAGCCGAUAUUUUAUUUUUGUGGUUAGGUUUUCACUUCUUCACAACGGGGGCCGAACAAUCAGCUAUGUCCGUUUCUCAAAUGGAAAAAAAUUUAUUCAAUUUGAAGUUUGCGGUAAAGGAGUUAGAGAGAAACUCGAAAAAAUGUGAGAAGGAGGAAAAAAUAGAGAAAACAAAGAUUAAGAAAGCAAUACAGAAAGGUAAUAUGGAAGGUGCUCGUAUCCAUGCAGAGAAUGCAAUUCGACAGAAAAACCAGGCCUUAAAUUAUCUUAGGAUGAGUGCCAGAGUGGAUGCAGUGGCUAGCAGAGUACAGACUGCACUCACAACUCGUAAAGUCACUCAGUCUAUGGCUGGUGUUGUUAAAGCCAUGGAUGCGGCAAUGAAAUCGAUGAAUUUGGAAAAAAUCUCUGGACUUAUGGACAAGUUUGAAAGUCAAUUUGAAGAUCUAGAUGUACAAAGUUCAUAUAUGGAAAAUGCUAUGUCGCAAACUACAACUACCAAUGUACCUCAAAAUGAUGUCGAUUCUUUGAUGCAGCAAGUUGCAGAUGAAGCUGGUCUGGAGCUGAACAUGGAGUUGCCCUCUGGUCAACUGGGCAGUAUCGGUACUUCGACAGCGGUGAGCCAAGAACAAGAUGAGUUGACACAGAGAUUGGCGCGACUCAGAGAGUAAUAGCAAAAUACUUUAUUGUAUAUAUACAUGAUUAAUAUAUAAUUAAAAUGUUUUAUAAGUUAUAUAAUAUAUUCCCAAUAUUACAAUAAUGUGCAUUACAAUGUUACAUAUGUGUAACAUAUAUUUUUUACAUUUCAUUAUUGGGAUAAUAAGUUCAAAUGAAAAAGUUAAAAGAGAAGAUUCUAAAUAACUUACUAUAUCUUUAGUUUAUAUGUGGCAACAAUAUCAAGCUUUAAUAUAAUGUAUUUCUUAGGAAAAUUAUAAAGAUUAGGUUCUAUCUUAAAGAUUUGCGCAGAAUAACAUUUUAAGAUAUAAAUAGUC
This is a messenger RNA of Camponotus floridanus (Florida carpenter ant), 1193 nucleotides long. RefSeq names its product charged multivesicular body protein 1b (gene Chmp1). Bases 270 to 872 code for a protein of 200 amino acids. The transcript has 3 exons. The record is from RefSeq and is a predicted model, not a curated record. Lineage: Eukaryota; Metazoa; Arthropoda; Insecta; Hymenoptera; Formicidae. Gene Ontology annotation, cellular component: ESCRT III complex; multivesicular body. Gene Ontology annotation, biological process: protein transport; endosome transport via multivesicular body sorting pathway; late endosome to vacuole transport.